This is a messenger RNA of Lethenteron reissneri (Far Eastern brook lamprey), 3287 nucleotides long. RefSeq names its product sorting nexin-17-like. Gene Ontology annotation, biological process: endocytic recycling; intracellular protein transport; signal transduction. Gene Ontology annotation, cellular component: early endosome. Gene Ontology annotation, molecular function: phosphatidylinositol binding. Lineage: Eukaryota; Metazoa; Chordata; Hyperoartia; Petromyzontiformes; Petromyzontidae. The record is from RefSeq and is a predicted model, not a curated record.
CGGGCGCGGGCCCCCCGUGUCCUGUCCAGCAGAGACCCCCUUCCCAGCCCCCCAGCCCCGUGUCCUGUCCAGCAGAGACCCCCUUCCCCCAGCCCCGUGCUCUGGCUCCUCCUGCACCCCCUCCUCCUCCUCCUCCAGCUAAAGUGCAGAGCAAAGUCCGCGCGGCCUUGUCCGUCCCAACCUCGUCUCCGUCCCAACCUCGUCUCCGUCCCAACGUAUCUGCCUUCGUAGCAACCUCGUCUCUGUUUGAACCUCGUCUGCUUCAACCCCUUCUCAACCUCACAGACCUUGGCGCGCCAUGGCCCCGCGGAGACGCUGAGGUGCAGCUGCGGCACUUGAGGGACCCCCCCCCCCACGCUUCUGCUGCUGCUGCCGCUGCUGGUGCCGCUGGUGCCGCGAUGCACUUCUCCAUCCCCGACACGGAGGAGUGGGCGGGCGAGGCGGCGCGCUUCGUGACCUACAACAUCCACGUGAAUGGCGCGUUACACUGCCGCGUGCGCUACAGCCAAAUGCACGGCCUGCAUGAGCAGCUGAAGAGGUGUUCAGGAGGUGGAGUGGGGCAGAUGUUCCCACCCAAGCGACUACUGCCACUAAGCUCUGCCCAGGUGGAACAACGGAGAGAGCUGCUAGAACGCUACAUCCAGGCGGUGAGCCAGGACCCAGUGCUGGGCACCAGUGAGGUAUUCCACAGCUUCUUGAGGAAAGCUCAACAGGACACGCAGCAGGUGCCCUCGCAGGCGGUGCAGCUCCAGGUGCUGCUGGCCAAUGGGCAGAUGGUGUCUGUUCACGUGGAGAGCACUCAUCAAACCGACGACAUCCUUGAGGCGGUGGCUGCCAAGCUGGAGCUCCCAGAGGAGCUGGUCCAUUACUUUGCGCUGUUCCUGGUUCGUGACCGGGGAGGCGGAGCGUUCUCCUUCAUCCGCCGGCUGCAGGAGUUUGAGCUGCCCUACAUCUCUGUCACAAGCCUCCAGAGCUUGGACUAUAAAAUAGUUCUCCGGAAAAGCUAUUGGGACACGGCGUAUGAUGAUGACAUCAUGGAAAGCAUAGUGGGUCUGAACCUGCUAUACAUUCAGGCGGUGAGUGACGUGGAGAGAGGCUGGAUUGUGGCCAGCAAGGAGCAGCUCCAACAACUAAAGUCUCUGCAGGACAAGGGAUCUAAAAAGGAGUACAUCCAAUUUUCACAAACUCUCAAAUACUAUGGGUACCUGCAGUUUGACCCUUGCGUAACGGAUUUCCCGGAGAAAGGAUGCAAAGUGAUCGUUGCUGUGGGGAACAAGGAGUUGAACUUCCGCGUGCUCCUGUCAAGUGACCAGGCCAAGGAGGGGAGCUUCAAGGUCACGCGUAUGCGAUGUUGGCGAGUCGCUUCAUGCGUGACAACUGCUGCCCGGCACGGCGCACCCAGCCAGGUUGCUGCAUCCAAUGGGUUGGUCAGUGCCCCCCCUCUUUCCGCCACCCUUCGGGCCACCACCUCGCCAGCUGAAGUUCGACUUGAACUUGCCUUUGAGUAUCUCAUCACUAAGGACAAACUCCAGUGGAUCAGCAUCUCCAGCCAGCAGGCUAUUAUGAUGAGCAUCUGCUUACAGGGCAUGGUGGAUGAGCUCAUGAUUAAAAAGUCAGGAGGAAAGAUUCGCAAGAUGAAGAGAGGACGACUGAGCAGCCGGGCGGAGUUCUCGAACAAACAUUCUCCUCCUCAAACGUCCCCAGAAUCUGCAAAAGAACUCCCCACGGUCAGAGUGUCUAGCAAGUUGUCUUCUAUGUCGCUGCGUGGCCUUGCGUGCUCAGCCUCGGUUGGCGGGUUGGCAAGCAGAGGGAGCCAAGUGCGUGGAGGAAGUGGCGACGGCUACUUGGAAAAUGAUGCCUUUGAGGGGAUUGGGGAUGAUGACCUGUGAAGAGGCAUCGUCUCAAGCCUACGACGAUCAGGCAGAUCGGACAAGCUGGUUUCAAUGUUGAUAUGCCUGGGAUCACAUGCCGAAACCCACGUUUGCAUGAGAGCUUGCAAUAAGAUAUUUAAAAAUUAAUAUUUUUAUGACAUGUUUUAUAGGAGUGGGAACAUGACAUGAAUGUUCACAGGUCCCUGUAGAGUAUAUGAAAGUGUGUAUGUAAGCGAGAUGCAAGAAUGGCUUUGUGCCCUUCUGCUGCCGCUAAUUUUAAGCCUGAGGGGAUCAUUGAUAUAAUGUAUGUACGUAUUAAAGUACGUAUUAAAGAGUACAUAUUAAAGCCGGGCAACUUGAGAAUUGGGGGUUAUGAACAUCAACUCAGAAUUGCCAGAUCAUCGGGCUUCCAUCACUGCUUGAAAUGUCAGACCCCAACAAAGUUAUUGUGAGGUGCACGUGCUGUGUCUUCCAUUGGCAGAGGUGAGGUUUCUGUUCUUCCAAUGGCUGUGCAGUGCAAAGCAGUUGUAUGACUUGGCUGCUGGUUUUCAACUGAAAAAGAGCCCCCAUACAAUGUGGCUGGUAUUACAUCCCAAAACGAGGAUAUUACCUGGAUAAACGAGCGUCAAUAAAACAUCAUCUGGAUUGUCUGCAACGCAGUGCCGCGGCGUUGUUAGGUGUUGUGCUAAUCCUGGCUCUCACGGUGAGAAGAGUCGUGUCCCACUGACACUGCAGACGCGGUCACUGCCCAAUUCAUCUGGCAAGUACCUUUUGAGUAAAUCAAUAGUGGUUCUGACAGCCAUGAUGAAUCUCUGUAGAGAUAUCCAGUAGCUGAGACGCUAAGCUCGGAUACCCCAGUAAUGGUUCACAUGGCCCCUUAUUAGUUUCCUGAGAGAGAUCCCCGCCUGGGAUUAUAAUGCUGGGAUUUCCCUGUAGUGCUGGACGCGUGCCGAAGAUGUAUACGGAAAUAGUGUGGGUGUGCAUCCGUCGCCUAUUUCACGUCUCUUGUUGCCACAUGUUGCGUUGAGGUGUGCAAGUCGCCUUGCUCAGUGUUGUGCCUUACAUCGCAGUAUUAUUGAUCGCUACAUAUCACUGCCAUGUGUUGCAAACGACACUUGGGGCUUCGACAUUCGUUGGGAUCAAGCAAACAUCCUUUAGUGCCGGCUUCCCCCGUGCGAGAGACGGUGCAGGGCGAGGUAUGGAGCCGAGGGUUGAUGGUAACAACGCCGAGGGCUGGUUGUGGUCGAGGGAAGGGAGGUUGGUGCUAAGGGAGACGACUUGACGUACCAUUUCUCGGCGCCGCGUUUGCGUUUGUACGAUGCUUAAUUUGACUAGUUACAUUUAAAGUGUUUCAUACAGUGAUGAUGUUACUGAUGUAGCUGUAAUAAUUAGUCGAAAUAAAUUGCUAGUAUUUAA